UCGAGAGAAGAACAGCAAGAGGAGAGAGGCAUACGCCGCCAAGAAGCACGCGCGGGUUUCUUGAGAAUUCAUGUGACGCGACACACGAUCGAGCAUGGCGAGCGGCGGCGCGGGCUACUACUACGGCGACCGCUACGGCGCAUACGGCAACGGCUACUCAUUCUCGCGGCAGCAGCCCGCCUCGUCGCAGUCGCCGGCGACGUCGCUCCACCUCUGCCUGUUCCUGGCCACGGCGUCGCUCCUCGGCGCCGCGUCGCUCUACUCGCACUGCGAGUCGGCGGUGGAGGGCCUGUUCGACCAGCUCCGGGUCGCCGUCGUCCUGUCCCCGCUCGUCCUCCUGCUCGCGGCGCAGUACUGGACCGCCUCAGGGCGGAGCUGGCGGUCCUCGUCCUCGCCAUCGCUGCUCGUGUCGCCGAUGGUGGUAUCGGGGGAGCACCCGCCGUGGUACGAGCAGCAGCGGCGGGACAGCGGCGGCGCCGGGUCGUCGCCGUGGGGCGUGGCGCUGGCGCUGGCACUCGUGCUGCUGCUCGUCUCCUACCAGUCGUGCUUCCAGGACCUGUGGUUCCCGGCCGUCAGCCGCCGCAGCCGACGCUGAGCUCUGUCGGAUCGGAUCGUUGCUAAUGGAGGUGAAUAUCAUUAGCAUAGCAGGGUUUUGUUGCAGUAUGCCCUUAGGCCGUCAGAAACUAUAGAUGAUAUUAUUCGAUGUAACUGGAGUUGGCUGCUGUGAUAUAAAUAAAGAACAGUUCUCUUGCA
This is a messenger RNA of Lolium rigidum, 753 nucleotides long. RefSeq lists its product as uncharacterized. The transcript has a single exon. The coding region runs from base 95 to 595 and encodes 166 amino acids. Lineage: Eukaryota; Viridiplantae; Streptophyta; Magnoliopsida; Poales; Poaceae. The record is from RefSeq and is a predicted model, not a curated record.